Jatropha curcas is the source of this 678-nucleotide messenger RNA. RefSeq names its product glycine-rich protein. The record is from RefSeq and is a predicted model, not a curated record. NCBI's taxonomy places the organism in Eukaryota, Viridiplantae, Streptophyta, Magnoliopsida, Malpighiales, Euphorbiaceae. Gene Ontology annotation, biological process: calcium ion transport; endoplasmic reticulum calcium ion homeostasis. Gene Ontology annotation, cellular component: endoplasmic reticulum membrane; Golgi apparatus.
UUUCACGUCCAUAUAUAAACAGAUGGAUGCCUUUCUCUCAGCAUUUUCAUUAUUAAAAUUAAAAUAAAAACAAAUAAAUACUCUAAUUGCGGGAAGAAAACUCGUGAAGGCCUUGGAAAUUAACUACCAUGGCUUACGUUGAGCGAGGUGUUGUGAAGUCCAAAAGAUCAAUAUGGCGACUGAGAACUAUCACUGAUUUCUUCUGGGCUAUUGUAAAUUUUAUAGGCGUGUUCUUUGCUACUAUGUUCUCGAUGGAAAAGUCAAAUGCUUACCGGAAAGGAUCUGGUUCUAGCAAGAAAUGGGAUGGUGGCCCUGGAGGGCCUGGAAGUGGUCCAUAUGGUGGCGGCGGCGGCCCACGUGGUCCACCUCGAGGCUUAGAUAAUGUUCGAGGGAUUGACCAUAGUUCCUUGCCUGCCUGUGGCUCCUGUUGUGGUUAAUUGUAGAGAUAUCUCUGGUGCUUUUGGCAAGUGCUUUCAGUUGGAAAUAUUAAGUCAUAAUGUGUGUAGUUCAAUAGAUCUUUGUAGUGGGCUUGAUGACAUGAACAAUUUGGGUUUAUAUUUAUGGAAGGAUCAACAAAGCUUAUUUUGUUGACUGUUAUAGUUGGCUUUAAUAUCUGUGUACACGGUACAAACAACUUGGUGAAAUAAUAUGAGAUUUCGCAGUCUGUCUGAGCCCAAA